GCGCCCGGCGGCCGAGUGGGGAGCAUGGAGCCGACGGCCGGCCUGUGUGUCAGGGCCGCUUGGCAGUGCGGCGAGGGGGGGCUGCGGAAGGUGCUGAGGCUGGUGGCGGCCGACUCGGAGAGCGGAGCUGGCAGCGGGGAGACGGCCCUGCGUACAGAAACAGUUACUUUGGAAAGACCUGAAACCAAUGCUGUGGAAACGCUGUGCAUCUUGUAUCUCCAGUGUGCUGAACAGCUUGCUGAGAUAAUCUUUGUAGAAGUAGUUAGUGAAGCAAAAACAAUGGAAGUUUACACAGAAGAAGAGUAUUGUGGAACAUGCCAAGGCCAAAGAGUGGAUAAUCCACAAAAAAACAGUGGCCAGAAGCAGGUUAUCAUGUUUAAGAAAUACUUUAAGUUGGAAUUUCCUAGUUCAUCCUGUGAACUGAAGUUGCUUUCUUUAGGUGGAAAGGAGAAAAUACAAAUUGGUGAAAUAGUGCUGGGCAUAAGACAUGCUUCGGUUGAUAUCUUCAGAGGCAUUUCUCCAUUAGGAAAAAACAUCAACUUACAGCGAGUUCAGACAAUGAUGGAUUCAAUGGGAACAAAGCUAUCACCAGGAGCUCAGCAGCUUUUGAACAUGGUCCAGUUUCAACAAAAGCAUAACCAAGCAGCAAUAGGAGGAUUGUUUCAGGGAAUGCUUGGAGCAAAACAUUUGGCAGAAAUUGGAAAGGCAGUUGGUUCAUCUCAGAUAACUGCACAAUCCAAGGAAAGGAUAACUGCUCAUGAAAGUAUUGAAACUAAUUCAAUAGCCAUUUCACGGCUGGAAGAAACAAAGGAUCCAGAAGAAAUAAUUGUAUCUAAUGUCGAAUGUGCAGAGAAAACAGGUGCUUCAAACCUGGCUACAGGAAUAAAUAAUACAAAAACUGUGUGUGUUUCUGAAGCCGACACAAUGGAUGCAGAUGAACAGAAGUUUGCCAGAGGAGAUAUGCAAGAGGCUGUAUCAACUUACUUGUGCAAACAAAAUAAUGGAGAGCAAAACACCAUUAGUUCUGAAAUGCUCCCCUUUCUUCGGCAUUUGUCCAGCCAAGUCAAUGAUCUUCGCAUAGGAGAAAAAACUAAAACUGUCAAAAAUGAUUCAACAACAGAGGAUGGAAUGAAUAGCAGGCUACACCAACAGACAUUUUGUUUCGAAUUGGAAAAGCAUAUCGCUGAACAUAUGGAGUCAGUAGAAAAGAGACUUAAGGAUUAUAUUGAUCAUCGGUUAACUAUAUUGCAAGAUGACCUUGAUAAAAAGUUUGUUUCGCUCACCAAGUUGAUUGAAAAUAUUACUGUGAAUAGGACUGUAACAAAAAGUUUUGAAUGUGGUGCUGUCUUAACAAAUGGAGGACCUUAAGUAACUUCACACUCCUCAAAAUGCAACUAAACAGAUUUAGUUUUGAGAAACACUAAAUGUAGCAUUUAAUGCAGGGAAGUCUACGCAAUGUACUUGGGCUGUAUGAAUUUGAGGUUCAUGCAUAUUAAAUUUGUGUUUGGUUUGUUUUUCUUUGAGUGAUGUAUACACUCAUUAAUUCAUGGCCAGUUAACCCAGCUAAUUCACUCCUACAUCUUUUUUUACCUACCAACUUGCCAGUUUUGAAAGUCUAAUUCUAAUUCUUUUGCUGUGUUAAUGGAUAAAUCCUAAAGACUGUUUAAAGCUGGCAGUUUGGAUGGAUAUAGGUUGAUGCAGAAAGUAAGGUCUAUAUAUGACCCAUCCAUAUGUAUACAAAUGAUUAACAGGAAAAUAUUGGGCACUCAAAAUUUACUGCAAACUUUCAACAUGUCAGCAGAAAAAACUGAAAACAGCACUGCUGUAAAAAAAAUUUAAAUGUUAAAUUUAUAAUAUGUACAAAAAUAAUGUUUGUGAAAAAGCAUUAUAACUUUGCGAAUGAAUUUAAUCUGUUUUACUGAUUUUUCUUUCAUAUUUGUACUACCCUUGAAGAGUUGAUCUGAAAUUGAUCCUUGGCCCUCCAGUGCUUUUUUGGGUACAUUGGAAACUUAAAAUUACAUGAACAGCAUAGUUUAGCGUAAUUCUUAAUAAAACUAUCAGGUAUA
This is a messenger RNA of Hypanus sabinus (Atlantic stingray), 2066 nucleotides long. It is a transcript of the gene c22h10orf88, whose product is annotated as chromosome 22 C10orf88 homolog. The coding region runs from base 25 to 1368 and encodes 447 amino acids. The record is from RefSeq and is a predicted model, not a curated record. The transcript has 6 exons. Lineage: Eukaryota; Metazoa; Chordata; Chondrichthyes; Myliobatiformes; Dasyatidae.